This is a messenger RNA of Malus domestica (apple), 499 nucleotides long. NCBI's taxonomy places the organism in Eukaryota, Viridiplantae, Streptophyta, Magnoliopsida, Rosales, Rosaceae. The record is from RefSeq and is a predicted model, not a curated record.
UAGUAUCUUCAAGCAUAUAAACAGGUGAUUGCCAAAGCUUAGAGCAUUCCCAUAUUUCUUUGUGAGAAUUUUGAGCAGCAUACGAGUUCGAGAAAUCAUGAAAUAUUUCAAGUCUUUGAUUUUGCUAGGCCUUCUGCUUGGCACCCUAGUUUUCGUCUCUUCCACUGGUGUAGCUGAGACAUCCAAAAAUGAGAACAAAGCAACAGAGUCAAAAACAGUCGAUGAUAGCACUGAAACAAAGCCUAAUGGAUAUGGAUAUGGAGGUGGCGGCUAUGGUGGUUGGGGAGGCAGAGGAAGUGGUGACUAUGGAGGUGGAGGCUGGGGAGGAGGUGGUUGGGAUGGUUGGGGGAAAGGUGGUUGGGGAGGCAGAGGAAGUGGUAACUAUGGAGGUGGAGGCUGGGGAGGAGGUGGUUGGGAUGGUUGGGGGAAAGGUGGUUGGGUAGGUGGCGGGGGGGAAGGCGGUAGAGGCUGGAGGAAAGAUAGUGGUGGAGAAAACUAA